Molecule: messenger RNA, 3052 nt
Organism: Prorocentrum cordatum
Lineage: Eukaryota; Dinophyceae; Prorocentrales; Prorocentraceae
Source: the annotation of a GenBank genome assembly
CGUCGGUCGGUCGUCGUCGUUGUCGAUCGUCGUCGUCAUCGUUGCCGCCGCCGCCGCCGCCGCUGUGGGUCCCCGAUCGUCGCGGACUGGCCCAGCGCAGCCGCUGCGAGUUUUGGCCCGGGGCGCCCCCGCGGCCGCCAGGGGCGCUCCCGCCCCCGGCGUGGGCCGCAUGCGCGCCCCGCCUCCGCGCUCCAGGUGCUGACUGGAGUGGUAGCUGCGGCGCGCUGCCGCAGCUGCGAUGAGCGCCUGGGCUCCCUGGUUCGCGCCAGCUUUCUGGCGGGGCAACCCGCAGGCGGCGGCGGCGGCGCUGUUCCUGGAGGGCGUGGCCCUCCGCGGCGCCCUGCGAGCGGCGGCGGCGGCCCUGGAGGGCGUGGCCUGUUGGGGCGUGUUGCAGGCGGCGGCGGCGCUGGGUGCCAUGCGGCGGCGCGGCCUUCCAGUGCAAGGCCGGCACGCGGCGGCGGCCCUCGAGGGCGUCUUGAGCGCGUCGGCGGUGGCACCCCGCCUCGCCUCGCUGGCGGCGGCGGCGGUGGCCCGUCAGGGCCUGGCCCUCCGCAGCGUCCUGCGGGCGGCGCCGGUCCGGGGCGCCCUGCGGGCGGCCAGCGUGGCCCUCCGCAGAGGCCCGCGGGCGGCGGCGGCGGCCCUCCUGGGCCUUCUGGGGCGCGGGCGGCGCGCGACCGUGCCCCCCUGGGGCGCCAUGCGGGCGGCCGCGGUGUGGCCAGCGGCGGCCGCCUCCGCGGGCUGCUUCGCCUCCGUGGAGGGCGCCCGGCGUCGGCCUGGUCUUCUGGGCCGGCGGGGGUGGCGCGCUACUGCGGCCUUCUGGGGCGCCAUGCGAGCGGCGGCGGCGCUGCUGCCGGCGGCGGCCGCCUCCGCGGACUGCUUCACUUCGGUGGCCCAUUUCGAGCACUGCUGCUGCCAGGCCAGCCCAGAUUGCUGGGUGCACACCACCACGCUGUCUGCGGAGAGGUGCUGCUCGCACCUGGUGCAGCACUGCCCGCGGGCGGCCUCCCCGCCCGCCGCAGCCGCUGGGCUGCCGGAGGGCGGCGUGUGCGCGGGCGAGACGUGCGCCGCGGCCGAGGCCGAGGAGGUCGGCCGCGCAUCGCGGCCGAGGGACGACGGCCCUGGCUGCUGGGAGCUGCAGGUGUACUCGCGGACGCACUGCUGCGACCGGCGAUUCGCGCCGCCCAACUCGCGCUGCUUCGACACGCUGGCGGCGGCCUCCCUCGGCGGCCCGGCGGCCGGGCCCGCUGUGCAGACCGUCAACGUGCACUUGACCCCUUACGGGGCCGGCGGCGCGCCGGCCAGCCCGGCCCCUGGCGCGGGCCCUGCGACCCGCGACGUGGGCACGCAGACGGAGCCCGAGGAGCCGGCGCCCCGAUCGGCCCCGGCGGCUCCGACCCGCGCGCCCCGGGCGGCGCGCGUCGAGGCCUGGGCCUACGCGGUCUGGGCGAGCCCGGCGGCCCAGGACCUCGUGGGGGUCCACUGCGGCGCCAGGCGGGCCUGGGACGCCAUCGCCGGGCGGACCGGCGGCUACCGCUACUUCCGCAGCGACCGCUUCCGCCGCUUCGCCUCGGAGGACGAGGCGGUCGCGGGCUACCUCGCCGAGGAGGACGUCUUCGACACGGGCGAGGGGGAGGUCGACGACCCAGGGGCGUGGUUCGAGCAGGCCACGCCGCAGUACGUGGACAGCGUCGACUCGGACUACGAGGUCACUGUGGCGGCGCUGCGGGUGCGGGCCGACACCCUCUCUACCGUGGCGGUGGCGCCGUCCGGCAGGCUCGACACGGUAUACGAGGCGAUGCUGCUGCCUGCCUGGGAUCGCGCCGGGACGCCUCUGGACGGCCAGCUGCUGUCGGCCGAGAUCAUGGAGACCCCGAGCGCCCUGGUGCGGCGCUUUGCUUCCGCGCCCCCAGCCGAGGGCGAGGCCGGCGGCGGCCCGACUCGGAAGGCGGCCCCCCCGUUCGACGCCCUCCCGCAGCAGGCGGCCGGCCUGCAGCCAGCGGGCCAGACCGCGGGGCCCCAGCUCCAGGGCGCCCCCGCUGGCUCCGGCGGCCGCGAGGAGCAGCUGAUGGCCCUUCUGUCCCAGAAGACGUCACUGCUGGGGGCCCUUGCUCAGAGCAGCGGGUGCCAGCCGGACACGCUGUCGUUCCUGGCGGACGGCGGGCGCGACGACGGGCUUGGCGAGAACGCUGGCAUGAGGCUUGGAGGCGCGCGCGGUGCCGCUGCGCUCGAGCUGUUUUGCCGCCAGGUCCAAGGCGCCCCCCGGGCCAUCUCCGCCAUGGCGAGGCGGAACCGCCAGCUCAACAUGACGGGGGCCGCGAGCGAGGAGGGCACGAGCGGCUCCACGCGGAAUUACUUUGCUCGGAACGUCCCAUUCGGGCAGGCGAGGUCGUCGGCAUUCCUGGUCUUCGGCAUGGCGGAGGUGUUCGACCUGAUGGAGCGCGGCGCGUGGCAUGCAGCCGAGGCUCAGCUGGCGCUCCUCCUCUGCGCGUCGGAACAGGCAGCCCUGCGGGAGUGGCGCUGGACGUCAGCCUGGCUGCUGACACACCUCCCCGAGCCUCCCUGGACUUCGAUCCGCCAGGCGCCGGCGCGCGGGCAGAUCCGCCCCAUGUCUCGCCUGGCCUCGCUCGAGUGGGUCGCGGCAGCGAUCGGCUACACCAAGGACACCCUGGCCCUCGAGGGCGCGGGGCGGAAGCUGGCGCCAGCCCCCGCACCGAAGACCGAGGAGGGCGGGGGCAAAGGCGGGGGCUCGAAGCGCCACUGCAAGGCCAGUGGCGCGCCCCCUCACGAGAGGCUGGUUGGCGGCGACAAUUCGAUGGACGUGGGCAUCCGCUGGGGCUUUGGUCUGAUCCGCCGCCUGCGCGGGCUCCGCACGGCCUUCGGCGCCUUCGUCCGCUCUUCCAUGCACGCCGCUGGGGCCCAGGAGCACAUGUGGGUCAACGCCAUCGUCCUCGCGCUCUCCCACUUGCACCUGGGCGAGACGCGGAGCUGCCCGCCGCGCGCCCGUGCUGGGGGCCUCUCAGCCCCUCUCAGUCUGAGAUGGCGUCCAGGUUGA